AUGAUCCGCCUGUUCACAGUGUUCCUGGUGGCUCUGAUGGGCCUGCCUGUGGCCCAGGCUCUGGAGUGCCACGUGUGUGCCUACAAUGGAGACAACUGCUUCAAACCCAUGCGCUGCCCAGCCAUGGCCACCUACUGUAUGACCACACGAACUUACUUCACCCCGUACCGGAUGAAGGUGAGGAAGUCCUGUGUUCCCAGCUGCUUUGAGACUGUGUAUGAUGGCUACUCCAAGCAUGCAUCUGCCACCUCCUGUUGCCAGUACUACCUCUGCAACGGUGCUGGCUUUGCUACCCCAGUGACCUUGGCCCUGGUCCCCGUACUUCUAGCUACCUUCUGGAGCUUGCUGUAAAGCUCUGUUUCCCAAGCCAGAUCCAUGCAAACACAACACUCUUUAAAAACACAGUUGCCCCUCUUCCCCAUUCACUCCACUCAACCUUCUUCCCUUUGAGACUCCUCGGCUACAACGAGGUCCCAUGUCUAUCCAUGAAAGGACUAAUGGCCUCCAGA
Messenger RNA from Grammomys surdaster, 509 nucleotides. RefSeq names its product Ly6/neurotoxin 1 (gene Lynx1). The record is from RefSeq and is a predicted model, not a curated record. NCBI's taxonomy places the organism in Eukaryota, Metazoa, Chordata, Mammalia, Rodentia, Muridae. Bases 1 to 351 code for a protein of 116 amino acids. The transcript is spliced from 3 exons.